Oenanthe melanoleuca is the source of this 1565-nucleotide messenger RNA. RefSeq names its product TLR adaptor interacting with endolysosomal SLC15A4 (gene TASL). The record is from RefSeq and is a predicted model, not a curated record. Lineage: Eukaryota; Metazoa; Chordata; Aves; Passeriformes; Muscicapidae. Bases 525 to 1400 code for a protein of 291 amino acids. The transcript is spliced from 2 exons. Gene Ontology annotation, biological process: regulation of toll-like receptor signaling pathway.
GCAUUCUGCUUUGGCACCUCACUCUUCCAACCUAUUUGGCAUGGCAGUAUUGACAUAUCAAGAUGUCUUGUGGUGUCAGCUAAAAGGAGAGUAUGGCUGAAAUGGGGUGCACUGUAAGCUGCCAACAGAUGAACAGUUUCUCUGAGAUUGUUCUGAGUGUUUGACUCACCAGGGCUUUUUUUCUUACAACAGUCCAUCUGCCUGGACUGAGUGUGUUGCAAUCAGCUAUUUUAACAGUACACAGUUUCACAAUGAAGUUUAAUUUGGACAUAAAAGAGGAAGCAAGUUCAGCGUGUUGCAGUUCAGUCAGUUAUAAAACCCCCUCAUCUCCUAAGGGACUUCCUUUCUAUACUUCUUUGCUCUAGAGGAUUAGAAGUAAAACAGAUGUUAUCUUAGAAGUGUCAUUAAAAAGGAAAUAAAAACAGAACAUUGCAUUUUGGGGUAGGACAGACUCACAGGAAGCUUCCAACUAGUUAGAAGACAUCAAUUUUUCUGUACCUGGUCAACUCCUGUAUCUUUGGAGGAUGCUGUCGGAAGGUUACCUUCACAGGAUCACCUACCUUUGUGAAGACCUGAACCCUGCGCUCUACAAGAGUCUGCCUGAUGAAGGGGUGUAUGAAAUGAGGCCCAUUAAAUAUUCUGCCGCAGGUGAAGCACAAGGAAGAAGCCUCCUUCAGAGAUGCAGAUCUGCUGGCAAGUGCCUUUCCUCAGUCUGCUCUAGAGGAAGCAAGCACAGCAGAAGGCAGAAGGAUAAUCUCCCACAGCCUGUGCAGCGCCCAGCGCCCACGGGGCAGCCACCUCCAGCUACACACCCCUGUGAGGAGCUGACACAAAAGGUCACCUACCUGGUUCCACCUUCCUGCAAGAGCAUCUGCAAGAACUACAACGAUCUGCACAUAGCUGGGGACUACGUGGUGCCCAUCAGCUCAGUCAGCACAGAUUUUGCUUGUGACAGUGGCAUUGGCCCCUUCUUGGAGUCGUCGGAGAUCCCUCCGGCCCUGGAGUCGGUGCAGGCGCCCGCGGCCCCCCGCACCCUGGGCAGGCCGGCCCAGGGCCACUCGUCGUGCUGGCGCCUGGCCAGCCUGGGGCCCCACCCGCAGCCCCUCUCCGACUCUGCCCUCAACGAGUACCUGGAGCAGAAGCUGCUGGAGCUGUACAAGCAGUACAUCAUGGACAGCACUGCAAACACGGCAUCCCCCACCCAGAUCCUGGCCUCGGAGCUGAUCAUGACUAACGUGGAUCAAAUCACCAUGCAGAUAUCCCGGGAGAGGAACAUGGAGACUGGCAAGGCCAAAGACAUUGUCAUUACCCGCUUCUUGCAAAUAGCCAGUGGCAAGAUUUCCUCAGAAAUGAGCACACCUACUCUGCAUAUUUCCCAAUAUAGUCACAUUAAUGCUUAGUGUUUCAAUGUUAGAAAGUUUUUAUGUUCUUCAAAGUCAGUUUUUAAGUUUGUUUUUUUUUUUUUUUUAAAGAUACCUCCUGCUUAAUAAAAAUGCAUUCACCAUCCACUACUUACAUAAAACCUUUCAGCACACAUUAAAUAAGUAAAGCUACCUGUACUACCA